CCAAACACACUCGCAAACGCAACAAUGGGCGGCUUCAAAACCUUGAUGGUGAUCCUCGUCACGCUCUUCAUCCCCCCUCUGGGCGUCUUCUUCGUCGCCGGCUGCGGCAUGGAUCUCCUCAUCAACAUCCUGCUGACGAUUCUGGGCUACCUCCCGGGCCACGUCCACGCCUUCUACGUCGAGUACGUGUACUACAAGCGCAAAGGCGAAGUGCGGGCCGGCGUCGUGGACGCGAAGCCUGCGCCGGGCAUCUACAGCGACAAGGUGCAGCGCGGUGGGCAUAGCAGUCGCGCGGUGGCUAGGAACGCGGACGCGAAUGAGAAUGCUGUUGCGCCUGCCACUGUUUGAGCGGUGAGGUGAACGGGGAUGCCUACGGAGAGUGUGUUUCUUUUUUCUCUCUCUAUCGAUCGGGUGGACAUGGCGGGUAAUGGAUGAGAUUGCUACUGGUGGCUGUGGGUGGAUUGCUGUAAUUGUGUUAUCUGGGUAGUUUUCCUGUGUAUUAUCAAGAUGGUUUAAGGGAAAACAGGCGGUUAAUGGCAGUAUGUUUUGAACUGGGCUUGCUGUUUUCGAUUCUCCGUGCUGCAGUGUCAUAUGCGAUCCUUCUCUUCUUGUUUCCAAUAAUGUACAUUUUGAAUAAUUGUACAAGUAUGAUAUCCAAACCGCACAGCAUGGCCGGCGAUCCCCUCUAAUGAUACAAAUCUCAAUUACCCAACCGUCGCAUUGAGAUAUCUGCGCCUUGUC
Messenger RNA from Periconia digitata, 741 nucleotides. Lineage: Eukaryota; Fungi; Ascomycota; Dothideomycetes; Pleosporales; Periconiaceae. The record is from the annotation of a GenBank genome assembly.